Molecule: messenger RNA, 1595 nt
Organism: Physcomitrium patens
Lineage: Eukaryota; Viridiplantae; Streptophyta; Bryopsida; Funariales; Funariaceae
Biological process (GO): protein dephosphorylation
Molecular function (GO): protein tyrosine/serine/threonine phosphatase activity
Source: RefSeq, a predicted model, not a curated record
UGUUGGAGCCACCAGGGUUUUGAACUGACUUGGAAAUAGCCUUUAAAUGCAAUCUGAACGGUCAACGGCAGUGUGACCAAGAGCUUAGUUCUGGCCAUUGAGCUUGUCUAGCCAAGCAGGGUACCAUUUGUAGUAUCAUCUAGCUGUUGCUUGUGUUUACUUUGGUGGAGCUGUUGACGGGGAUGUUAGGUCUGUCAUGCUGUUGAAAUUUACAACGAUCUUCGACACUGGCGGUUUCUCGUGAGAUUGUGCCAUGUUUAUGCGGAACUAUUGACGGUGAAUUUCGAGUAUUUCACUCCCAAAUUUGACUCGUGCAUUAGUUAGAAAUCCCGCGACGGUCUGGCACCGAGUGGUCUUUGUGACGUGAAUCUAUUAGGUACUGGGUAAAGGAGAGCAUAGGCUUGGGGUAUUGGUUUUGGUUCCUAGAGAUAUACAUCAAAAGGUUAGAAAUUAUGAGGGAAGUCAGAGAGGGGAUUUACAUCGGCGAUUUGGGUGAUGCGGCGGCAGUGAAGGCCUCGGAAGUUCCUUUAGUUUCUCAUGUUCUAUCCCUUGUGGGCUCAUCCUCCAGUCUCUUGGAUUCGAAGACGUCGGCUCAUACACAAGGGGCAGAGAAUCUGCACAAACUGGCCGUUCCUAUGCUGGAUGAGGAUUCGCAGAACCUCUUGGACAAUUUGGAGAGUUGCUUGGAGUUUAUUGAGAAAGGCAGAUCUCGUGGUGGUGUCUUGGUUCAUUGCGCGGCCGGUGUUUCACGCAGUGCAGCUGUAGUGACCGCAUACUUAAUGCAGAAGGAACACCUGUCCGCCGCUGCUGCAUUGAAGUCAUUGCGCCGAAUAAGUCCAGGUGUGCAUCCCAAUGAUGGAUUCAUGGAGCAGUUGGCAAUCUUUGAGAGCAUGGGAAACAAAAUCGAUCGAGACAGCUCUUCCUACAAGAAGUUCAAAGUUAAAUUUCUUGGUGAAUCUUUUGCAAAAGGAGAAGUGAUGGAGAGCUCAAGCUACGCUUCAGAUCCUGGCUCUGCCACUGUCAAAUUACCAGCACCUUCAAAUACCAUUGAGAGUGGGACGGAACGUUCCACUGUAUAUCGGUGCAAAAAGUGUCGGAGAGUUGUUGCUCGGGAUGAAAAUGUGAUAGGGCAUGAUGUUGGUGGUGGAGAGUCUGCGUUCAAGUGGCAAAAAAGAGGCGGUAAAGAGGGAAUGUACACUCAAGCACCAGUGUGCACAUCAAUGUUUGUUGAACCCAUGCAAUGGAUGACAGCAGUGGAAGAGGGAGUUGUGGAGGGCAAGCUCCAAUGUGUGAAGUGUGAGGCAAGGUUGGGCAACUUCAAUUGGUCUGGCAUGCAAUGUAGUUGUGGAGCUUGGGUGACUCCUGCUUUCCAGCUUCAUAAGAGUCGAAUGGACGCCGCUUAUUUUUGAACUUCAUGCGAACAGAGAAGCAUCAAAAAGAGUUUGUGAUGGGAUUCAUCAUCUUGUUGAUAGAUCUGUAUCUUUUUGCAUGUAUUGUCUAGGUAUUCUGCAAUGAAUUGUGACAAAACUUUGGCAAUUGUUUGAUAUUGCUUCUCAAUGCCAAGUCCUUGCCGUGCCGAAUUUUAGUUUUUUCUC